This is a messenger RNA of Postia placenta MAD-698-R-SB12, 570 nucleotides long. RefSeq lists its product as hypothetical. Lineage: Eukaryota; Fungi; Basidiomycota; Agaricomycetes; Polyporales; Adustoporiaceae. Gene Ontology annotation, molecular function: protein binding. The record is from RefSeq and is a predicted model, not a curated record. Bases 1 to 570 code for a protein of 189 amino acids. The transcript has 4 exons.
AUGGAUAGUGACGACGACGCGCCUUUGGUCGCGUGGUACGAACCGAAGCAAACGGAGACACCUCCGCCUUCCCCUCCCAAGCCAUCUACUAUCCGCCGAGCGCCCUCACCACUCUCGGACGUACCUUAUUGGGGGUAUCUGGAACCAGUCGACCCAAAAUGUCGAUACAAGGAUUGGUACUUUUUCACAGAUCAGCCAGUGUAUACUCUGGGUGCCGGCGAGGAUGUAGAUUUACGCGUGAUUGGCACUUCUAUAUCUGCCGAACAUCACUGUACGAUUGUAUGGGACGGUACUGACACGCCGUACGCCGUACAUGUGGUCGACUAUGCCGACCAGACUUGGGGUGCAUGGGGCGGCACCUUUAUAAACGAUGUUCGUCUCUUACCGGGUAUCCUGUCACUUCUUCGACAUGGCGAUCGGAUCACUUUCCUGGGAGAAGAGCCUAUGGCCACUAACGAGAAUCUGAGAUCGUCAUAUCUUGAAACAGGCUUCACCUGGGUGCAAUGUAAUCGUCAGGGUUGGCGGAAUACUCCCACUGGCCUAAGCAAAUCGAAGAAGCAGCAAGCGUGA